AUGGAAUUAAGCUUUAUUACUGCAAUCAUUCAUUUAUUGGGCAGAUUCCAUCCUAGAGUUCUUUAAGUUCUCAAUAGCUUCAGAUGGCUCGAAGCCCAAGGUGAUCAUCAACAUGGCAAAGCUUAGAGUCACUAGUACUAUUGCUUCCAGACUAAAGAACUACAAACCACAUUUUACUUUGACAUGCUCCUUGCUCAUAAUAAUAAGGAAAAAAGGCCUUCUUCAGAUGCUAAUUUACUAGAAUUCAAACUGUUUUGUUAUUCUGUUGGCCAAGCCAAAUGGCAAAUCGUCAUACAUUGCUUUGCUAGAAGUUGCUGGAGGAAUUAUCUCAUUGCCUAGUUGAGGGUAGUGAAAGAGGGACAAAAAGCACUGCAAACAAACUAUGAGGUGGCUUGA
This is a messenger RNA of Stylonychia lemnae, 396 nucleotides long. NCBI's taxonomy places the organism in Eukaryota, Ciliophora, Spirotrichea, Sporadotrichida, Oxytrichidae. The record is from the annotation of a GenBank genome assembly.